Molecule: messenger RNA, 2502 nt
Organism: Phlebotomus papatasi
Lineage: Eukaryota; Metazoa; Arthropoda; Insecta; Diptera; Psychodidae
Gene: Ced-12
Product: engulfment and cell motility protein 1
Exons: 2
Coding region: 133-2304 (723 amino acids)
Biological process (GO): cell motility; actin filament organization
Cellular component (GO): plasma membrane
Source: RefSeq, a predicted model, not a curated record
GUCAAAUAAACGCUGUCCAACUGUCAAGGAUACACCCCAAAAUAGUUUGUGCUAAAAAGUUUGUUUUCUUUUUUUAUCUCGUGAACUCAGUGGAUCAAAAUUGGUGCAUAAAGGAGGAAUUUUGAGGUAUAAAUGUUACCAAAAACAACGAGAAUGCCAGUGUUGAAGGAUUCCCACAUUGUGAAAAUUGCGGUGGAGUUGGAGAAUCAGCAGCAGAAUGCCCAAUUGAUUGAAUUUGACCAACGCCAUCCUCUCACCAGUAUUAUUCAAGAUCUCUGCAGCAAUUGGAAUAUCCUGGAUGCUGAGAACUAUGCCCUGCAAUUCUGUGAGCAAAAUUACAAGAAUUACGUGACUGAGAAGAAUCGGAAUGAAGUGAAAAAUGGUAGUGUACUCCGUUUGAGGUAUUCCCCAUCAAAGACUGCCCAUGACAUUCUUGAGAUUCUCAAGGCUGGGAGUGUCCCAGAGAAGACACAAGUGCUAGAGAAUCUCUCAACACUCAGCAUUGAUCUCACAUUUGCCCUGGAAUUCAUCAAGGAGCAGGGACUUUCGCUCAUUAUCACGAUGAUUGAGGAUGAGAAGAUUGUCGGGGAUAUGCUAAAAUAUGCCCUGUUGUCCUUUGUCGAAUUGAUGGAGCAUGGAACUGUUUCCUGGGACAUUCUCCAGCCAACUUUUAUCACCCGAAACAUCUUCUUUAUCAACAAUCCCGGAGCAGUUCCCAAAGAAGUUGUUCAGUGUGCUCUGUCCAUUCUCGAGAAUAUCGUUCAGAAUUGCACAAAGUCCUCCUGCGUGGAGAAAGACAUCACCCUGGACAAUCUUCUGAAGCUCCUGCAAGACUCCUCAUCCCAGGUCAUUCAGCAGAAUGCAAUAGCUCUCAUCAAUGCGCUCUUCAUCAAAGGCGACGAAGCCAAGAAGAGGAGCAUUGCAGCAACUUUCGCCACCAAACAGUACAGAUCGGUCAUCCUGUCCAAUGUCAUCAACACGAACAUUGGCACAGAGAUGGCCCAUCAACUGUACGUGCUGCAGACACUCACCAUGGGCCUCCUGGAGCAUCGCAUGAACACCAAAAUGAAUGCCCAGGAUCAGGAUGCCCAUGACAAGAUCAAGGAAUUGCGUCGGAUUGCCUUUGACGAUGGCAUUGACUCUCAAGCGGACACGGCAAAGCGACAGAAUCAUCAGUAUUCGACUUACUACAAGAAACUAGGCUUCAAGUCCGACAUCAAUCCGGCACAGGACUUCGUGGAGGCUCCUCCGGGAAUGCUUGCACUGGACUGCAUGGUGUACUUCGCCAGGAAUUUUGCACAGAAUUACAAGAAGGUUGUUCAUGAGAACAGCUGCCGAGCUGAUGAACACGAAUGUCCAUUUGGGAGGACCAGUAUUGAGUUGGUGAAGCUCCUCUGUGAAAUUCUCAAGAUAGGAGAACCUCCGUCUGAACAAUGCCAAGACUUCCAUCCAAUGUUCUUCACGCACGAUCAUCCCUUUGAGGAGUUCUUCUGCAUCUCCAUUGUCGUGCUCAAUAAGACGUGGAAGGAUAUGCGAGCGACCAAUGAGGAUUUUGCCAAAGUGUUUAGCGUUGUGCGUGAACAGAUCACGCGGAGUCUGUCAGGCAGGCCGGGAAAUCUCGAUGAUUUCAGAUCAAAGAUCCACAUUCUGACAUACAGCACAAUAACGCAACUGAGGCAGCAGGAAAGGACUUCCAAGGAGGACAUUGAGAGUACUGCGUCAGCAAUUGUGAAUCUGAAGGAGAAGAUUACGCCGGAGAUCAUGAAGUUAAUUCGGGAGCAACGUUUGGGUUUUUUGGUGGAGGGAACGCGUUUUUCAAAGUACUCUCGUGGAGUUAGGAGCAAGGAUAAAUUCUGGUAUGUCAGAUUGUCGCCCAAUCACAAGGUCAUCCACUAUGGGGAUUGCGAUGAGAAAACUGUGCCAACGUUGGAGGAAUUGAGCAACAAGGUGCUAGUAAUUGACAUUAAGCAACUUCUCGUGGGCAAAGAGUGUCCGCACAUGAAGGAGAUGCGCGGUAGGAAGUCUGCAGUAAAUCUGGGCUUUUCCAUCACCUUUGACAAUAUGGACCAUGCAACGUUGGAUUUUGUUGCGCCGGAUGAAACGACAUUUUACUACUGGACGGAUGGAGUUAAUGCUUUGCUGGGAUUGCCAAUGACCAGUAAACAGAAAGAGGAGGAUCUGAAGACACUGCUCUCCAUGGAAAUCAAACUGAGACUCCUGGACACUGAAGGUGUGGAUAUUUCCAAGGAACCACCGCCCAUUCCCGACGACCCAGAAAACUAUGAUUUUUGCUUUGAAAAUUAAAGGCGCCAAAUUCCACAAAAAAAAAAAAUAAAAUAAAUCGAUAUUCAGUAUAGUGAAUGCCAAAGUAAGUUAAAAAAAAAUAUGCAAUUUUAAAAUUCUUUUUUUUUUCUACGAUAUUCUUACGUUUUUUUCACUUUAUAUUAUACACGAAAAUGUAUAUGAUCUUUUUUUAAAAAAUAAACUUCUAUAUAGCAAAAA